Molecule: messenger RNA, 1986 nt
Organism: Etheostoma cragini (Arkansas darter)
Lineage: Eukaryota; Metazoa; Chordata; Actinopteri; Perciformes; Percidae
Gene: tor2a
Product: torsin family 2, member A
Exons: 5
Coding region: 85-1020 (311 amino acids)
Cellular component (GO): nuclear envelope; endoplasmic reticulum lumen
Molecular function (GO): ATP binding; ATP hydrolysis activity
Source: RefSeq, a predicted model, not a curated record
CUUGAAGUAGAAAAACUACAAACUGACCGGUUGUCCUAAGGAGAGGGUCCAUUCGGCUUCUCUAUCUGCCAGCAGGCAGCCAAAAUGUUGGCCAUCCUGUCUGUGCUGUUUUUAUUCCUUCCUAAUCCGGUUUGUGGCGUUUUUCAGAAACUUUACUGCAGCAUAUCAGAAAGCUGUGACUGCGACUUUAAGCCAAAUAUCAGAGACCUGGAGUGGGAUCUCUACAAGAAUGUUUAUGGACAACAUCUGGCCCAGGAGAUUGUGUCAGAGGAGGUGGCCAGGUUCCUUCAGAAUAAAAGCCCUGAGCGGCCCCUGGUGCUGUCCUUCCAUGGCUCCUCUGGGACAGGAAAGACACUCGUCAGCUCCAUGCUGGGAAAUCACCUGUACGGCUCGGCGAUGAGCAGCCCGUACGUCCACCAGUUUGUUCCCACGCUGCACUUCUCCUUACCUGACCGGGUCAAGGAGUACAGGGAGGAGUUGAAGGGUUGGGUGCAGGGGAACCUGACGGAGUGCGCUCGCUCCGUCUUCUUUUUCGAGGAGAUGGAGAAGAUGCCUCCGGGUCUCAUCGACGUCUUGGAGCCCUUCCUGGGUCCUUCCCACAUUGUGUUUCGCACUAACUACCGCAAGGCUAUCUACGUCUUCAUCAGCACCACAGGAGAGGAGGUGAUUAAUAAAUUGGCUCUGGAGAGCCGGCAGGCCGGACGGGACAGGGAGGAGAUCAGGUUGGCCGAGUUGCAGGAAGCCAUCGCACGGGCGGUUUACAACAGCACAACAAGCGGCUUCUUCCAGUCCAGCAUCAUCCAGCAGAAGCUCAUCACGCGCUACGUUCCAUUCCUGCCGCUGAGCCGACGCCACGUGGAGCGCUGCGUCCGCUCGCAGCUCUGCCAGCGGGGCAGCUGCGACCGCAGUGACGUGGUGGAGGCAGUAGGGGGCGACAUGACCUACACUCCCGUUCAGGGACAAUACUUCUCCAGCACCGGCUGCAAGGCCGUCUCCGCCAAAAUCAACCUCUUCCUGUGAGCCGAGUGAACUGUUGAUUUUUUUUUUUGUAAGGACUAAAAGGGAAACUCCUUCUGCGGUGAGUCAGUGAAGAGAAACAGAUCUCUGAGUCUGUUUCUCCCACAUGGAGUUAAGAGCAGCAUCAAGGACGCCCCCUGCACUUGGAAUCAAGAGGAAUUGAACUCUCAGCUUCCCAAAUUCAGCGCAGCUUUGUGCUGUCAGUGCAGAGGUUCUCUGACGGCAUCCUCGGUAUGCACACAAGAGGUUAUUCUCUGAACAUUAGUCAGUGUCUAGACCAGGAGUCAUGCCACGCUCUACCUCAAACCCAACUCUUCAGUUAAUUUCUGAACUCUAAAGUUACAGGUACAAUGCGAUAUCCUGCAUGCAGCAAUUAAACAGGGAGAUGAAAUCUCAACCUUGUAUUUCUGAAAUGUUGACUUUUCAUGAACUUGAAAAUGGGAAUAUUAGCUGGAUUGGGAUACCCAUUUGGCUUUAUUUAAAGAGUUGGAAAGUGAGCACAUGAACUUACUUAACUUGUGUGAAAGUGUAAAAAAAAAAAAAGAAUCACAAAUACAAGUUUUCAUUUAGCUUUAAGUUAUUAUGUAAUGCCAUGUGAUAUUGAGAAAUGUAAGUAAUAUUGCCAGAGAUUUAAGGGAAGAGAUUUCGAGCCAAUGUUUUGGCUCAUAACAGCAUUGGUUCUCAACCAAAUCCAAUAGUUAAUAUAAUAAAGCAAAAUACAAUGAUUACAACUUUUGCUACCAAUAAGUCCUUGAUUAGAACCUAAUUAUCACUAAACGAUCAGCUUCCUCAUUAAAUGUAACUUAUGACUUCACUCAGCAAUGUUUAGGUUUCCUCUAAAUCAUCAGCAUCCAACGUGUUGUAUCAAACAAUAGACAUUAUGUAUUUAACAUGUACAAAGUCCAUUAGUAUUUAUCCUCUGGAAGGCUGUAUUGGGACUCAAGAUACUGACAUGUCUAUUAAAAAAAA